AUGGGACGGUAUGUUUCGUCUACGGGUGUUCAUGAAGAAUUACUGGGUUUACUACCGCUCAAAGGACAAACUCGAGGAGAGGACAUUUGCGCUGCAAUUACAGAAUUUUGUAAAGAGAAAGAAAUCAAUUUAGAUAAGCUGAUAUCUCUUUGCACUGAUGGAUCACCAAAUAUGGUGUGUAAAUAUAAAGGAUUUGUUACUCUUUUUGGCCAAAAUGUGAAACAUGAACUACUAUCUUUUCAUUGUAUUGUUCAUCAAGAAGCUUUAUGUGCUCAAACAUUUCCAGUUGAAAUUAACCAAGUCAUGGCACUAGUAGUGAAAAUUAUUAACAAAAUCAUAACUUCAGCUCUAAACCAUAGACAGUUUCGUGCAUUACUUGAUGAAGUUAAUGCUCGAUACAAGGAUCUUCUAAUGUUCAAUAAUGUACGUUGGUUAUCGAGAGGGGCUGUUUUGAAGCGCUUUACAGAUUGUUUCGAACCCAUAAAAGAUUUUUUAACAAAUAAAGGCAUCAACUACCCCGAAUUGUGCGAUGAUAUGUGGCUACAAAAAUUGUAUUUUGCUGUAGAUUUGACUUCAUCUCUAAAUCACUUAAAUAAAAAGCUUCAAGAUAUUGACAGCGGAAACCUUGAUCAUUUUGAAUCUUUGAAAGAGUACACGGAAAGCUCAGGUUGUGUUAUUGAUUUGGAGUAUUUUAAAUCGGCCAUUCAAUCCAUGAAAAAUUCGUUUAGUAGACGUUUUGCAGAUUUUCGAAAAUAUAAAUCUACGUUGAAGUUCUUGACAUCACCACUUAUAGCGGAGACUGGACAAAUUAAUUUUCCAUCGUUUCCAUCUGUCGACAAAAGACUAUUUUCAUUGCAAUUAAUAGAUCUAAAAACCAAAGAUCUUUGGUCUACAAAAUUUGAGAAUUUGAAAACGGAUAUUGAAAAUCUGGAAAGGGAAAAAGGAUUUUUAGCUGCGAACCAUAAAUGGACGGAACUCGCUAAAUGUCAAAAAGAAGAGCAAGUUAUAUUUGACGUAUGGAACAGUCUUCCCGAAAGUUUCAGUCAAAUAAAAAUGGUCGCUUUCGGAAUUUUGACCAUUUUUGGAUCUACUUACAUUUGUGAGCAAACAUUUUCAAAUAUGAACUUUAUUAAGAAUAAAUUAAGAAAUCAACUGAAUGAUAUCAGCCUUGAUGCUUGUUUGAAGUUGAAAACUACAGAUUACUCUCCAGAAUUGAAUAAGCUGUCUGGAGAAAUUCAGUGUCAAAAAUCCCACUAA
Molecule: messenger RNA, 1257 nt
Organism: Rhopalosiphum padi (bird cherry-oat aphid)
Lineage: Eukaryota; Metazoa; Arthropoda; Insecta; Hemiptera; Aphididae
Product: general transcription factor II-I repeat domain-containing protein 2-like
Exons: 2
Coding region: 1-1257 (418 amino acids)
Source: RefSeq, a predicted model, not a curated record